This is a messenger RNA of Didymella exigua CBS 183.55, 210 nucleotides long. RefSeq lists its product as uncharacterized. The record is from RefSeq and is a predicted model, not a curated record. The annotation marks the transcript as partial. NCBI's taxonomy places the organism in Eukaryota, Fungi, Ascomycota, Dothideomycetes, Pleosporales, Didymellaceae. The transcript is spliced from 2 exons.
AUCUAUAUUAACAAAGAAGGCUUUCUCCCUGCCUUUAAGGACGCGUUUUUUAAUAUGUUUACAGCAGAGAACUUAGGGCUAGUCCCUCUUAACACGCAGGUUGUGUUAGAUCGCCUUAAAGUGCGCCUGCGUACCCUGCUAGAACCCCUCCUCCCAGAGACGCUGUGGCAGUUGAAGACUCUAAGCAAUACCUACAAGUUUAGAUCUUAG